GCAGCUCCGGGAAACAAAGAGCUGGGCUCUCCAGACCUCAGCGUUGGAACCUAGGGCUCUCUGAGAAGCAUCUCAUUUCGGGGACCAGGGCUCUCGAGCUCAGUGUCCCCUCCCCAACCUCCCCCGCCUCCCUUGCUUGCUCGCUGCUCCCUCCCUGCUCGCUGCCUCCCCCAUCAUAGCAGCGCUGGGAGGAAGGCGGCCAGGGCUCAAGAUGGCUUUAGCCAUGCUCUGCGCCCUGUUCGCCUGCUGUUGGGGGCCGGCUGCGGUGCUGGCCACAGCUGCCGGCGACGCGGAUCCAUCCAAGGAGCUGGAGUGCAAGCUCAAGAGCAUCACUGUGUCGGCGCUGCCCUUCCUGCGCGAGAACGACCUGAGCAUCAUGCACAGUCCCUCGGCCUCCGAACCCAAGCUCCUCUUCUCUGUGCGCAAUGACUUCCCGGGAGAAAUGGUCGUAGUGGACGACCUAGAGAACACGGAGCUACCCUACUUCGUGCUGGAGAUCUCAGGGAAUACGGAGGACAUCCCUCUGGUGCGCUGGAGGCAGCAAUGGCUGGAGAAUGGUACUUUGCUUUUUCACAUCCAUCACCAAGAUGGUGCUCCAAGUCUCUCUGGACAAGACCCAACAGAAGAACCCCAACAUGAGUCAGCAGAAGAGGAACUAAGGAUCCUACACAUCUCAGUCAUGGGUGGCAUGAUCGCUCUGUUGUUAUCCAUCUUGUGCCUGGUGAUGAUCCUGUAUACCCGCAGGCGCUGGUGCAAACGUCGCCGCGUGCCCCAGCCCCAGAAGAGUGCCAGUGCGGAGGCAGCCAAUGAGAUCCAUUACAUUCCAUCUGUGCUGAUUGGCGGCCACGGGCGAGAAAGUUUGCGCAAUGCCCGAGUGCAGGGACACAACUCCAGUGGCACCCUGAGCAUCCGGGAGACACCCAUCCUGGAUGGCUAUGAGUAUGACAUCACAGACCUGCGUCACCAUCUGCAGAGGGAGUGCAUGAAUGGAGGCGAGGACUUUGCCAGUCAGGUCACACGCACCUUGGACUCCCUUCAGGGCUGCAAUGAGAAGUCUGGGAUGGACCUCACACCAGGAAGCGACAAUGCCAAGCUGUCCCUGAUGAACAAGUAUAAAGACAAUAUCAUAGCCACGAGCCCCGUGGAUUCCAACCACCAGCAAGCCACUCUGCUCUCCCACACCUCCAGUAGCCAAAGAAAGAGGAUUAACAACAAAGCAAGAGCUGGUUCCGCCUUCUUGAACCCUGAGGGGGACUCUGGCACUGAGGCAGAAAAUGACCCACAGCUGACCUUUUAUACGGACCCCUCUCGGAGCCGGAGACGCAGUCGAGUGGGCUCUCCCCGAAGUCCUGUGAAUAAGACCACCCUGACCCUGAUCAGCGUCACCAGCUGUGUGAUUGGCCUCGUGUGCUCCUCGCACGUCAGCUGCCCUCUUGUUGUCAAAAUCACCCUUCAUGUCCCCGAGCACCUGAUCGCUGAUGGGAGCCGCUUUAUCCUGCUGGAGGGAAGCCAGCUGGAUGCCAGUGACUGGCUGAACCCUGCCCAAGUGAUUCUCUUCUCGCAGCAGAACUCCAGUGGGCCCUGGGCCAUGGACCUCUGUGCCCGGCGGCUCCUGGACCCUUGUGAACACCAAUGUGACCCCGAAACUGGUAGGCGGGAGCACCGGGAAGCGGGGGAAUGUCUGUGCUACGAAGGUUACAUGAAGGAUCCUGUCCACAAGCAUCUUUGCAUUCGGAACGAAUGGGGAACAAACCAGGGGCCUUGGCCUUACACAAUAUUUCAGCGAGGCUUUGACCUGGUUUUGGGAGAGCAGCCUUCUGAUAAAAUAUUCAGAUUUACCUACACCCUUGGGGAAGGCAUGUGGCUGCCCCUCAGUAAAAGCUUCGUGAUUCCACCAGCUGAACUGGCCAUAAAUCCAUCAGCAAAGUGUAAGACCGACAUGACUGUGAUGGAAGAUGCUGUGGAGGUCAGAGAGGAGCUGAUGACAUCAUCAUCCUUUGACAGCCUGGAAGUUCUCUUAGACUCCUUUGGGCCAGUGCGUGACUGCAGCAAAGAUAAUGGAGGCUGCAGUAAGAAUUUCCGCUGCAUUUCAGAUCGCAAGCUGGACUCUACUGGUUGUGUGUGCCCGUCAGGACUCAGCCCUAUGAAGGACAGCUCAGGCUGCUAUGACCGCCACAUCGGUGUGGACUGCUCUGAUGGUUUCAACGGAGGCUGCGAACAGCUGUGUCUCCAGCAGAUGGCGCCUUUUCCAGACGACCCCACCUUGUACAACAUCCUCAUGUUCUGCGGGUGUAUCGAAGACUACAAGCUUGGGGUGGAUGGACGGUCUUGCCAACUUGUCACGGAGACCUGCCCAGAGGGCGGUGACUGUGCGGAAAGCAGAGAGGUCUCCAUGAACCAGACUCUCUUUGGGGAAAUGUUCUUUGGUUACAACAACCAGUCCAAGGAAGUAGCUGCUGGACAGGUGCUAAAAGGAACAUUCAGACAAAAAAACUUUGCUCGUGGUUUAGACCAGCAACUGCCAGAUGGUCUUGUGGUUGCCACUGUCCCACUGGAGAACCAGUGUCUAGAGGAAAUCUCGGAGCCCACCCCUGACCCUGACUUCCUGACUGGGAUGGUGAACUUCAGUGAAGUGUCUGGAUACCCUGUACUACAGCACUGGAAAGUUCGGUCUGUGAUGUACCACAUCAAACUCAAUCAAGCAGCUGUCUCUCAGGCCUUCAGCAAUGCGCUCCACUCCUUGGAUGGGGCCACAUCUCGUGCAGAUUUCGUGGCCUUCUUGGAUCAGUUUGGCAACCAUUACAUCCAGGAAGCUGUCUAUGGCUUUGAGGAAUCCUGUUCUAUAUGGUACCCAAAUAAGCAAGUUCAACGGCGACUCUGGCUGGAAUAUGAAGAUAUCAGUAAAGGCAACUCCCCAUCUGAUGAGUCGGAGGAGCGGGAAAGGGAGCCCAAGGUGCUGACAUUCCCAGAAUACAUCACUAGCCUGUCAGACUCUGGCACCAAGCGUAUGGCAGCUGGAGUCCGAAUGGAGUGCCAGAGCAAGGGACGAUGUCCCUCAUCUUGUCCUUUGUGUCAUGUGACGUCCAGCCUUGAAACCCCUGCCGAGCCAGUCCUGCUUGAAGUGACCAGAGCAUCCCCCAUCUAUGAACUGGUGACCAAUAACCAGACCCAGAGGCUCUUACAGGAGGCCACCAUGAGCUCUCUCUGGUGCUCGGGGACUGGAGAUGUCAUCGAGGAUUGGUGUCGAUGUGACUCCGCUGCUUUCGGAGCGGACGGCCUCCCCACCUGUGCGCCACUCCCACAGCCUGUGCUGAGACUUUCCACGGUACACGAACCCAGCAGCACCCUCGUGGUCCUGGAGUGGGAACAUUCGGAGCCACCCAUUGGAGUGCAGAUCGUAGAUUACCUGAUCCGUCAAGAGAAAGUCACAGACCGGAUGGACCACUCCAAAGUUGAGACAGAAACAGUGCUGAGCUUUGUAGAUGACAUCAUCUCUGGAGCGAAGGCUCCCUGUGCCAUGCCAUCUCAGGUGCCAGACAAGCAGCUCACCACCAUUUCUCUCAUCAUCCGAUGCCUGGAACCUGACACCAUUUACAUGUUCACCCUCUGGGGAGUGGACAACACAGGGCGACGCUCCAGGCCAAGUGAUGUGAUUGUGAAGACGCCAUGUCCUGUGGUGGAUGAUGUCAAAGCCCAAGAAAUAGCAGACAAGAUCUACAAUCUCUUCAAUGGCUACACCAGUGGCAAGGAGCAACAGACUGCCUACAACACCCUUCUGGACCUGGGUUCCCCCACUUUGCAUCGAGUCCUCUACCACUAUAACCAGCACUACGAGAGUUUUGGGGAAUUCACCUGGCGGUGUGAGGAUGAAUUAGGUCCCAGGAAAGCAGGCCUCAUCCUUUCUCAGCUUGGAGAUCUGAGCAGCUGGUGCAAUGGACUGCUUCAGGAGCCCAAGAUAACCCUGAGGCGCGCUGCACUCAAGUACCUGGGCUGCAGGUACAGUGAGAUCAAGCCCUAUGGACUGGACUGGUCCGAGCUCAGCCGGGACCUCAGGAAGACCUGUGAGGAACAGACCUUGAGCGUCCCCUACAAUGACUAUGGGGACAGCAAGGACAUCUAGCGCCGCGGGUCCUGGGAGUCGCUGCCAAAAUAAAGCAGGAGAGAAGAGGGGGACAUCUGGGUGGGUUUGUGGAUUUUUAGACAUUUUUUUAAUGGGACAUCCAAAGCUCCACAGGUACCUUCUAAACCAGGAAGAGAGUAACCCUUGCUCCCUGCAGGACUUGUCCAGUGUGAUAACCUCUAUCUGCAUGGUCACUCAUCCUGACUGACAGUAGCUUCAUGCAGCACCAUUUUGUUUCCUUAGAAGAUUACCUUGAAACUCAUUUGGGCAUUUAUUUGCUUCAGUCACUUGUUUUUCUUCAAGAAAUUCACCGGGAUGCUUAAGCGCUCUACCGUGCUGCCCACGAAAGGUCAAAGGUGGGGGUGCUUCUAUUAGAGUUCCCAGUGGCAGCUGGGAACAGAAGUGAAAGAUAAAUCUUCACCUGCCUGGUGCCUCUGCUCUGGCAUUUCUUAGGAAGCCUUGGAAUGCUGGGAGCCCAGGCAUACGCUGAAGAAGAUAAUGAGGUGGCCCAUGUGUGUUUCUCAUGGGUUUUCGCCCAAGCUUCCUUGUUGCUAUCUCCAGACCUCACAGGUGAAACCAGGUUCUGCUAGGGGUCCAGCCUUACUGAGUUUUAGGUCUUCCCUUCUUCAUGUUCAGCCAGGACCAGAAUUGCUGGUAGAUUUCCGUCCUUUCUUCUAAACAACAUGAUCUUUGAGAGGCAGUGCGAUACUGCCUGCCAAAUCUAGGUCCAGAGAGGCCUACCUGCAAGACUACUCGGCAGACCCCUUUGCAGGAGAUAAGUGGAGUUUGUUUAAAAAUAUUUAUACUCUCUGAUACUACCAACAGAGACCUAAGAGCCUUGAUUCUGUUUGGUCCUGGGCUUGAUUGAUGUUUGGUUUCAUCCGGGAAUGAGAUUCUUUCCCGUCAGUGUUUCAGUGAACUAAAGCUCUUAUCAAUCUGAAAAGUGCUUCUCUCCACACUCCCCUUACUAAAUUUUCUGAAUCAUAUUGUAAUUUUUGACAGUCCUUUCUCUGAUGUCAAUCAGCUUGCUUCUGACCAGAGCAUCUGGCAAUCAUGCUCAGUAGGGACUGAGGUCCCGUUUGCACUCACUGUCAGGGAGUGGGAUGGUGACUCAGCUAUCAGGAAGACUAGCUUCGUGGGUCCAGGUCAAGUAGCAAUGACCCAAUGUAAUUCAGCCAGCUUGCCUUCCCUGGAACUCUCCGUACAGAAACACAUGACAUAACAUGGGUCUGGAAGACUCUACAGUGCGGUCACCAAGCCUUAUUCGUGCUGGCCAAUUAGGAAUAGUGACAGAAAAUAUUGAUUAGCUGCUCUGUGAUGGGCACUACUCUAAACAUUUUACUGAAUUCUCAACCUCCUAAGGAAAGAUCUAUUCUUUUCUACCUUUUUGUGAUGAGCAAUGCAGGCAAGAAGGUGACUCAAGGAAGCUUUACCUUCCUAAGGAACCACGUACAGAUGUGCCCCUCAUGCAACGGGAAGGGAGAUUGCCAAAGUACACCCAUAACUUUUGGAGUGGGGGUGCAUUUGGUGCCCUCAGCACGGCAGCACCCUGGCUUCCCCCUGUGAGUGGGGAGGAUUUAUCUUGUUCAUUUUGCCUCACAGAUUCCCUAACUUUUAGAACAAAGUACAGAUGAAAACUUGACUGUCUCACCCACGGCCAGUGUAUGAGCUUUAGUAAAAGGGCAUCUAAGGGCAAUCUGUUCACUAUUAUCAGAUAAGAGGAUGCUAUGGACUCAUAUGGUAGGGUGUGUACAUCUCCUUACUGCUGUUUCUUUCUUUCCAUCUUUAAGUCUAUGAUGAAAAUGGUGUUUUGAUUUUGAACAGAAGCAUAAUGAGGCUGCUGAUGCCAUCCAGCCCUGUUGGAGAUAAGAGCUUAUAGACUCAGGAGGGGAGACAAGGAGUGAUGUUAAGAUUAUUACUCUGACCGGGUAGUUGUGGCACACACGUUUAAUCCCAGCACUUGGGAGGCAGAGGCAGACAGAUCUAUGUUGAGUUCGAGGCCAGCCUGGUCUACAAGAGCUAGUUCCAAGACAGGCUCCAAAGCUACAGAGAAACCCUGUCUCGAAAAACAAAACAAUACAAACAAAAACAACAAAAAGAUUAUUACUCUGUUUCCACCCCCAUUCUGUUUUACUCCAGACAUACCUUCCUCCUCUCUUUUAUCCUUAUGCUCUUCUCUCCAAAGCCCUUCCACCUCCUACAUGAAUCCAUUAUCAUCUCUCUCUUUCUCCUCCCUCGCUUACCCUUGACUGCCUAUUCUUUCAGUCUGCUCUUAUGUUCUCCUCUCUUCAAAUGUAUGACCAGGUAUACACACCCUCACUCCCAAACACUACGUACUCAACUCCUAUGACUGGUGCAAUGUAAUUUUGAGUUUAAAAGUUCAACAUGAAUGGGUUAGGGGUAGUCUUGAGAUGGUUAUAGAUGUGACUGGAGGACUUUUGCCUUCAAAAAGAUAAGGAUUACACACUGCCAGUCAUUCUCAGUUCUUGCCUGGAGGAACUCUCUAGAAAAGCUAAUGCAAUUGAGCCAGUAUUAAACCUCAUUUCCAAGCUGCCAAACAGGUCUUAAGGGAGCCACUUCCAUCCACCUAAAUGCCUCCAGUUCCUUGUCAAACUGGGACCGCUAUUGUUUCCUCUUGAAUGCACACAAACCACUGUAUAGCAUCAGAACCUUAACUGAGUGUGCAAUUGUUUCUCUUGAAGUUUGGUCCAUUCGUUAUUUUUAUGUAACUGCACUCCUUGAUAUUCAAAUGUUCUAUUAAAAAGUUAAGUGUGAAAAACACUACACUACUGUAGAAGGAAGAGAUGGUACAAUGUGACCAACUUCAACUAUAACAGUGUUGUUUAAGAGAAUUACUGUACGAUUAUGAGAAGCAAAGUAAUCGAGUAAAUAAUAAACAAAGCUGUCAGCAGGUGUUGAGU
Microtus oregoni (creeping vole) is the source of this 7041-nucleotide messenger RNA. It is a transcript of the gene Astn1, whose product is annotated as astrotactin 1. Gene Ontology annotation, biological process: neuron cell-cell adhesion; neuron migration. The record is from RefSeq and is a predicted model, not a curated record. NCBI's taxonomy places the organism in Eukaryota, Metazoa, Chordata, Mammalia, Rodentia, Cricetidae. Gene Ontology annotation, molecular function: protein binding. The transcript is spliced from 23 exons. Bases 212 to 4120 code for a protein of 1302 amino acids.